Messenger RNA from Nilaparvata lugens (brown planthopper), 1781 nucleotides. It is a transcript of the gene Rrp45, whose product is annotated as exosome complex component RRP45. The record is from RefSeq and is a predicted model, not a curated record. Gene Ontology annotation, biological process: nuclear mRNA surveillance; U1 snRNA 3'-end processing; U5 snRNA 3'-end processing. The coding region runs from base 90 to 1493 and encodes 467 amino acids. Gene Ontology annotation, cellular component: cytoplasmic exosome (RNase complex); nuclear exosome (RNase complex). The transcript has 10 exons. Lineage: Eukaryota; Metazoa; Arthropoda; Insecta; Hemiptera; Delphacidae.
ACUAUCGUUUAUUUUAUUUUGAUUCUUAGUUUUUGAGGUUAGCUUUUGUAUUUCUCAAUCAAAAACUAUCCGCACAUGUUUCGUCAAACAUGAUGUCCAAAGAUUCUUUAUUCUCUAAAUACGAAAAGAAUUUUGUUUAUAAAUCUGUAACGAUCAGGAAGCGAAUAGAUGGCAGAGGUGCUGAUGAGUAUCGAAAGCUGGACAUUGCGUAUGGGAAGGAAUGGGGUUCAUGCAUUGUAUCACUUGGCGAAACAAAAGUAUUGGCAACAGUGACAUGCGACGUGCAAGAACCCAAAGCCACACGUCCAAGUGAAGGCUUGCUGUUCAUGAAUGUUGAAAUCAGUCCGAUGGCCAUUCCCAAUAUAGAGCAGAGCACGCUCAGCGAAAUGCACACAAAUUUGAGUCGUCUGCUGGAAAAGUGCAUAAAAGAAUCGCAUUGUGUCGAUCUGGAAGCACUCUGCAUAGUUGCUGAAGAAAAGGUGUGGAACGUGCGCGUGGACAUGGUGGUGUUGAACCAUGAGGGCAACCUGGUCGGCUGCUGCUCGGUGGCCGCCCUGUCCGCAUUGGCGCACUUCCGGCGACCGGAUGUCACCGUGGACGGCCACACAGUCAUCGUACACGACCCGGCCGAACGCGAGCUGGUGCCGCUCAGUCUGCACCACUAUCCGGUCGCCAUCGAGUAUGCCAUCUUCGAGGACGGUGACGUGCUGAUCCUAUCUGACCCAACGGAAAUAGAGGAGCGAACCGCCCAGGCCCAGCUGGUUUUGGGGAUGAACGCUUACAGGGAGCUGUGUGGCAUGCAUCUGAUGGGCAGCGCUCUGUUGUCUCCCGAUGUCAUCAUCAAUUGCUCCCGGAAGGCGGCAGAACAGGCGCUCGUUUUGGUCACAGCUAUCAAGAAGGCGGUCGAGGAAGACCAGAAACAGAGGGAUGCGAAUCAGCCAUCAUGUCUGGUGCAGAGAAUAAGAAUGGACCAAGAACUGCCAGGCUCACAGAGUCGCUCUAUGCUUCCGUUGAAUAGAGAGGAGGUGAGGGAGAGAGUGACGGAGAUAAUAGAGCAAGUACAAUCGACAAAGAUAACAAAGUCCUCGAAAGAUGACGAUGGUGAUGAUGAUGUUGUUAUUCUUUCUGAUGAUGAAGUCGAAGUUGUAAGGAAAUCAGGUCCAAGAUCCGCUGAAACUUUCUCAAAAAAGAAGAACGAGCAAAAUCCUUGGAAAAGCGUUUCAGGAGCUGAUAGUAAGAAAGAUGCUGACGCAGUGAAAAAAGAAGAGACAAAGACAGAGUCCAGUGAGAAAAUGGUUGAAGAUGUUCUGUCGUCAGACGAAGAUGAUGUUGCGCUUGUGAGAGAGUUCACUACUGAGGAUAGGAUCAUCGGUAUGAUUGAGCUGAGUGGAGAUAGCGAAGAAGAAGAAAUUGUAACAAUGAGGCCUAAAGAUUUAGAAGCAGUUGAAGAUAAGAGGAAAGGAAAAAUCAAGCAAGAGGAGGACAAAGUAUGAUGAAAGUGAAUAUUUUUGGAAAUCUAUGAAACUAAUUGAAGGGAAUCAUUGGACGUGAGACAUGCAAUACAUUAUUUCUCUUGUAGAGAGGGUAUGUUGUAUCAACAUUCCACUAACAACCAACUUUAAUUUGCAUUCUAUAAAUAAUUCAACUUCCAUCAGCAACUAUGGAAAUCCUUCCAGGAUAUUCAUCCUGCCCGCCAAACGUAUUGGACAGUAUCAGUGAAAACUUAUUGUAAAAUAGUAGAUUAAAUUAUUUUUAAUAAAAUUAAAAUACAUGGAACACAA